CCGCGGUCCAUGAUCGUGCGGCGCGGCAACACGUCGAAGCACGUCGCGGAGCUGCUCCUCGAGCUCCGCAAGGUCAUGGCGCCGCACACGGCGCUCAAGCUCCGGGAGAAGGCGACGAACACGCUCAAGGACUUCGUGCACGCCGCGCAGCCCCUCGGCGUGAGCCACCUGCUCAUGCUCGCCCAGCGCGAGACGCAGGUCAACCUGCGGAUCGCGCGCCUGCCGGCGGGGCCGACGCUCGCGCUGAAGAUUUUAGCGUUCGAGCUCGCGCGGACGGUCCGCGCGGCGCAGAAGCGGCCCUUCGACACGACGGCGGCCUACGCGACGGCGCCCCUCGUCGUGCUCAACAACUUCGGCGCCGACGAGGCCGCGCCGCACGUCAAGCUCCUCCGCGUGACCUUCGAGGCCAUGUUCGCGCCCAUCGACGUCAGCACGGUCAAGCUCGCGGACUGCCGCCGCGUCGUGCUCGUGGAGCGCGACCCGGCGACGGACGUCCUGGAGCUGCGCCACUACGCCAUCCGCGCGUCCGCGUCGGGCGUGUCCAAGACCGUGAAGCGCGUCGUCGAGGCCAAGGGCAAGACGCCGGACCUCUCGAAGCUCAGGGACAUCUCCGAGUACGUCCGGGGCCUCGCGCGCCCCGCGAACGACGACGCCUACGGCUCCGACUCCGAGGCGGAGAACGACGCCAAGGUCGUGCUCGCGGGCAAGUACGCGGGCCGGUCGAACGUGAAGCACCGCGAGUCCGCGAUCAAGCUCGCGGAGCUCGGGCCGCGGCUCACGAUGAAGCUCUACAAGGUCCAGCGCGGCGUCUGCGACGGCGACGUGCUCUACCACGCCUUCGCCGGCGACCGCGCGACCGCCGGCGCCGACCUCUCGAAGCAG
Molecule: messenger RNA, 882 nt
Organism: Aureococcus anophagefferens
Lineage: Eukaryota; Pelagophyceae; Pelagomonadales; Pelagomonadaceae
Exons: 1
Biological process (GO): ribosomal large subunit assembly; rRNA processing
Cellular component (GO): preribosome, large subunit precursor
Molecular function (GO): rRNA binding
Source: RefSeq, a predicted model, not a curated record